GGCCGAGUCCGAAGAGGAGGAGCUUCGCAUCCACGUGGACCGGCUUCCGGAUGGCGUCUUGGGGGUUGCGCACGCCGUUGCGAAAAAGAGCUAAAGUCUAGGAGGGACCCGAUUUGGACAUUGUCCCCGCUUGGGUUUUUUUUUGAAGCGCUCGCCUGCAGCUCCCCUUCUCCCCAGACAGAAUAAAAAUAUUUCUUAGGUCAUGGGCAAGAAUAAGAUAAAAGGACCGAAACAGGCCAAUGUAUUCCAUAUAGCCAAUAAAAAAAUACUAAAGGCUAAAAGUAAAGCAAAGCCAGUGGCAACCAACCUAAAAAAGAUAAAUAUUGUGAAUGAUGAAAAAGUUCACAAGAUAGAUAAGGUAUUUACAGAAAUACAGAAAAAUGUUAAACAAUUGUCCAAAACUGUUCCAUCAGAUUCUUCAAAGAAACUUCAGAUUCCAAUGUCUCAGGAAGACAAACCGGCUAAUGUGGAUGCUGCUGCUAACUUACUUUCUCAGUUGUAGCACAAAACAAUAUACUGAUGUGAAAAUUACAUCUUUUGAUACAGAAUGGAAGGCAUAGCUUUCAACACUGGAAAUCUAUUUACCUAAGUGGAUACAAUAAUGUUGGAAGGAAUACCUGGAUUUUAUAUAAUGAAUUGGGAAACUAAUCUUCCCCAAAGUGGCAGUAGUCAAGCAAUUGAGGAAAUAUUCCAAGAUGUCUUUAAAACAAAGAAAAUUUUCAACCUUUUAGUCUAUGCAUAGCUAGGAGCCAAAUUAUUUAUCAACAGAGAGCUGGAUUUGAGACACUGGUCUACACUUACUAGCUGAAAUUAUAAUUUAAAGUGAAAUUGUGAUUUAAAAACUUAAAUCUCUACUGUCUAAUGUUAUUGGUAAAGUUUCUCUCAGGACAUUAAAAAUGUAAGAUAAAAGGAUUUUGCACAUUAUUAUAUUUAUUUGCUGUAGACAGAAUAAACCUAUGACUAAUUCAAAAUUUUAUAUAAUGGGUGGAAAAAUAAUAGGAAAAGAAACAAAAAUGUGUAUUUUAACACUGAACUGAAUUACCCUGUAUGAAGGAAUGCCAGAGGUUAGUAAAUACCUUACUUUAGUUUGCCCCAAAAUAUGGAAUUACUGUUUAAAUUUAGGCAACAUAAAAAUUUUGGCUUAGAUUUUGAUUAACUAUGUUAAAGUAAUAGCUGUUUUCAUUUUCACUCUCCUCCAAAAUAAGAGUUUCGUAUUUAAAAAAAUAAAAAACAUUCACUGGUA
This is a messenger RNA of Protobothrops mucrosquamatus (brown spotted pit viper), 1243 nucleotides long. It is a transcript of the gene RBIS, whose product is annotated as ribosomal biogenesis factor. Gene Ontology annotation, cellular component: nucleolus. NCBI's taxonomy places the organism in Eukaryota, Metazoa, Chordata, Lepidosauria, Squamata, Viperidae. The coding region runs from base 203 to 502 and encodes 99 amino acids. The record is from RefSeq and is a predicted model, not a curated record. Gene Ontology annotation, biological process: ribosome biogenesis. The transcript has 5 exons.